CUUUCUCUCUUUCUCUGUCUGUCUCUCUCUGUCCUUUCUGACUCUCUCUGUCUCUCCAUCUCUCUCCCUGUUCAUGUUACUUGAUUUAUUUUUCCAAUAAGUAUUAUAUUCAUUAUGAUUAUUCUUAUCAAGAUGUCUGAGUUUUGUUAAUGAACAUAUUGUAUAUUACCCAUAUUAAUAUUUUUUUAUUAAUGAACAUAUUGUAUAUUACCCAUAUUAAUAUGAUGUUUUAUUGAUAAUUGUUACUGUAAAAGGGGUCCCUCUGUCCGUCUGCUUUCAUGAAACUGAAAAACAUAAUUUUCAGCCUCAUGAAUGUUUUUCAGAAAGCAGAGAAAUGUUCCCAUCUAGUGGUCACAUUUGGAACUAAUACCAGAACUUCUCUUUUUAAUGCCACAACAGAGUAGUAAUACUGCUGGUGUCGAAUGGCAGAGACACACACACACAUGUUGGUGUUGCUCAGAUUGUUUAAUGUGAAGAGAGAAUGUGACUUGUGACCGAGUGUUUAAUGUGACUUGUGACCGAGUGUUUAAUGUGACUUGUGACCGAGUAUUUAAUGUGACUUGUGACCGACUGUUUAAUGUGCCUCUGUGCUCUGAAGGAGGGAUGGAGGGAUGGGAGGAGCUACACACACCAGCAGCAAUGCUGACAGCCAAUCAGAGUCGUCCUACAGCUCUUCCCAUGGCGGUCCAACCCAACCGCUCGUGUAAGGAUCUGACUCGCUACAUGGUUCUGAAGCAUCCCGAGCAGGUAGCCAUUGGCUCCAUCUGCUUCCUGGCCGGUCCCAUCACCCUCCUGGAGAACCUGCUGGUUCUGGGCGUGAUCGCGGCCAGCGCUCCCCUGCGGAGACGCCCCUCCUACCUGUUCAUCGGCAGCCUCGCCCUGGCGGACAUCUUUGCCAGCUGCUUCUUCACCGUCAACUUCCUGGACUUCCACCUGUUCAAGCGCUGUGACAGCCCGGCCACGUACCUGUUCAAGCUGGGCGGCGUCACGAUGGCUUUCUCCGGCUCUGUGGGCAGCCUGCUGCUGACGGCAUUGGACCGCUACGUCUGCAUCCACCACGCGGCCCGCUACCACGCGCUGCUCACCCGCCGCCGCGCCCUGCUCGCCCUGCUGGGCCUGUGGAGCCUUGUGCUCCUCAUCUCUUUCCUGCCUCUGAUGGGCUGGCGCUGCCCAGGCGGCCUCCACUCGCCCUGCUCUGACCUGUUCCCCUACAUCCCGCCCUGCUACAUGCUGUGCUGGGCCAGCUUCAUCCUGGCGUUGCUGGGGCUCAUCCUGGGGGCGUACGGCCUGGUGCUGUGGAGGGCUCACCAGCACGAGGCCUCCAUGAGCAGCCUGCAGGGGGCGCCGGCGGGGCAGUCCCGCAUGAGGAUGGACAUCCGCCUGGCGCGCACUCUGGGGCUCAUCCUGCUCAUCCUGGUGGGCUGCUGGGUGCCUGUGCUGGCCUUCAUGCUGGAGGACGUGAGGAGGCACUUAAACCGCUCUCAGCAGAGGGCCUUCGCCUUCUGCAGCACGCUGUGUCUCGUCAACUCGGCCGUGAACCCGCUGCUCUACGCCCUGCGCUGCAGGGAGCUGAGGGGGGCGCUGCUGCGGCUGGCGGCGAGGCUGUGGGGGCUGGGGGGCUGCCAGAGGCCCAUGGGGUCGGGGGACUCGGCUCCAGCCCUGCCCACAGCAGAGAGUAAAAGCUUCAGCAUGGCCCUGGAGGAGGACAGGGCAGAAGGGAACACCUGCACGGUGGACUCUGUCUCAGGGAGGGUGAACAAGCAGCUGCACACCAGUGGGUAG
Hypomesus transpacificus is the source of this 1782-nucleotide messenger RNA. It is a transcript of the gene cnr2, whose product is annotated as cannabinoid receptor 2. Bases 604 to 1782 code for a protein of 392 amino acids. The record is from RefSeq and is a predicted model, not a curated record. Lineage: Eukaryota; Metazoa; Chordata; Actinopteri; Osmeriformes; Osmeridae. The transcript has 2 exons. Gene Ontology annotation, molecular function: cannabinoid receptor activity. Gene Ontology annotation, biological process: cannabinoid signaling pathway. Gene Ontology annotation, cellular component: membrane.